This is a messenger RNA of Ochlerotatus camptorhynchus, 1865 nucleotides long. Its product is annotated as protein roadkill-like. The transcript has a single exon. The record is from RefSeq and is a predicted model, not a curated record. Lineage: Eukaryota; Metazoa; Arthropoda; Insecta; Diptera; Culicidae. The coding region runs from base 1 to 381 and encodes 126 amino acids.
AUGCAGCUAAGCCAGCAGCCGCAUCAUCCACAACAACAGCCACAGCUACAUCACUACCAACACCAACAGUUGCAAAAUCUGCAACCGUCGCCUAUCUGUCAACUGGUAUGGAACGGCAACGGUCAGGUCCAACCGGACCAUGUUGUUGGUGGUUCGUUCUCCUCUUCAUCCUCCUUGUCAUCGUCCUCAUCAUCCUCGCCGUCCUUGUCCUCGUACUCGCCGCCGGGGAUGAAUCCAGCUCAUCCCCACUCGUAUCAGCAGCAUCAUCAUCACCGCCAUCCUUCCUCCCAGUACCACCAUCAGUUCCAACCGCGUCCCGCCGUUCCGCAGCCAUUCCUCCCUCCACCGGCGGCACCAGCUCGUUUCCGCUAUUUCAACUAAGCGAUCAUCGUCUUCGUGGUGGUGGUGGUGGCGGCACGUUGCGGUGUGAUUCAGGCAGAUAAAUAUACCAGUUCUUAUACAAAAUACGAAUUAAACCAAGUUUUAUACCUUUGCCAAUCGUUCAUGGGCGAAUCGAGGACACGGGGAGGGGACCGCGCCGGGGCACCCCUCACUUAGCCAGCAGGGGUCAGUACGGAUUACACACUCAGUUAGGAAAAAGCCGAGUGUGCGGUGCGGUCUCGGAAACGUGCUCGUCAGUAGUUGUAGUUGGUACGAAUUAGUGCGUCACAGAUUUAAAAUUCAAGCGGUAACUAAAUGUUCAUUAAACAUUAAUUAAUUAACUAUAAUAUAAAUAACUAAUAACAUAGAUGGCGAUGAGAUAAGGACACAGAGUAAAACACUAUUUUAAAGAGUAAGAAAUAUGAAACAUUUUGGAACCGAGUUGGAGCGGAGGAAAUUCCGAAACAAUAAAAACAAUACACCCAGGUAGUCUCUCUAGAGUGACGAUACCUAAUUGCAAAAUUUAAGGAAUACAAAAAGGCGUUAAACAUAACAACAAGCUAUUGAUUUAGGAGCAUAAUUUUUCUCACCAGGAGAUCUUUCCGGUUUUGAUCGACUUCUUCUUUUCAUAUUUUCUUUUCUGCUGAAAGAUCCAUUUAUUUUGAGGAAUGUCGGAAAGUAAUCGACAGUGAACAUGCAUAUGGGCCUAACUGCGAUGAUCGAUUCUCUUCAUCGAUUUUCCCUUUAAAUUGCUACAGCUAAGGGAAGCAAUUUUCGGAAAUUUGACCAAUACAGUGCUGUAACAGGUUGUAUUGGCUAUCAAAAGAAACAACAAACGUACCGAGAAAUGUUAAUCCAAUCGAGUUAUUAACAAGAGAGAAAAUUGACGAAGAGAAUCGAUUAUCGUGGUUACGCCCUUAUGUAUACUCACUGUCGAAUUGUUGUUUGUUUGCUUGGUUUUUUAAAGCUUUACGAAAAUUGAUUAAUGCACAAUAUUCACCACCCUUCCAAGCGUGGUACAGGUCAAUUCAAGCUGUACAUUGCAUUAGGUCCUAAGUAACAUAAUCGAUUCUCUUCAUCGACUUUGUUUUCGUUAAUAACUUUGGUACAGCACCGUUUCUUGUCUUGUGUUUGUCGUAUUAGAAGCAAGAUAAUUGCUUUUUGCAUCGAUCUGUGUGCUGAAAAUAGCUGGGAAUGUCUUAACACGGUCAUGAGGAUGCAAAGAGAAAAUCGACGUAGAGAAUUUGUCAAUGUUACUUAGGACCUAAUGCAUUGUUCAGCUUGAAUUGUCUACAUGAUUUCUAUAGUUCAUGCGCUGAAGGAAAUUUGACAGGUGAUGAGAAUCUUGCUUACUGAAAAUGAACAUAUAAUUUUGAUUUUCAGUUAACAAAGCCCUCAUCAGUCCUGUCAAAUUUGUUUUGGUGAAUUUCAUCGGUGAGCUCGUCUUUUGUGCAUUGAAUCUCAAACUCAAACUUUAAAACAUG